AUGUUCAUGUUGAUUCCAAGUGAAGAAGAAGGGGAGGUGUUUGUGGAGGCUAGGGUUUGGAGUUCAAGCUUGGAUCUGAGUUCUUCAGAGGAAGGAGCUUCACUUAGAGGCGGAGGCUAUACCAGAUUUUUACCGAGUUCGAGAUUUACCGAGUUACCCGAGGUUUUCUCGGGAAUACGGGACGGCACCGGCUUGAUUGUACACACCAGAGAAAGAGUUAUAUUUUGAGGAUCCUGGAUUAUUAAUGGAGUUGUGCUUUGUAAUUUGAAUAAACGAGAUUUCUAUACAAUAUGUUAUGAAAAGUAUGCG
Molecule: messenger RNA, 309 nt
Organism: Lactuca virosa
Lineage: Eukaryota; Viridiplantae; Streptophyta; Magnoliopsida; Asterales; Asteraceae
Source: the annotation of a GenBank genome assembly